Messenger RNA from Cydia pomonella (codling moth), 2233 nucleotides. RefSeq names its product protein spindle-F (gene spn-F). Lineage: Eukaryota; Metazoa; Arthropoda; Insecta; Lepidoptera; Tortricidae. Bases 193 to 1299 code for a protein of 368 amino acids. The record is from RefSeq and is a predicted model, not a curated record. The transcript has 2 exons.
AGAUGACAUGUUAAUGUCACUCUUAUUCGUCAACAUUCACUAUCACCUACUUGUUUUAAUAUUUUGGGAAUAAACUUGUAGGAAUAGAAACUUGUGAUUCGAAAACUGCAAUGGUAUAAUUAUUAUUUACAUUAUACUUAAAGAUACAUUCUCAAAGUUCAAUCAAGACAGUUUUAGUUUUGAUACUUUACUAUGGAGUCUUCAUCGAUUGUUAGUUUCAACAAUGAUUCUACAUUCCAGUCGACGUUGAAAGCAGAAUAUAACAACGUCAGUGUCCACGAACUAGCCCUACACGCGAUGAGAGAUCGAUGUCUGCUGUUGCAGCGGAGAAUAAACACAUUGGAAACUGAUAACAUGAAGUUGAAACUGGAAACCACAAAAACUAAACAAGGAUCACAGUACAUACCUUUACAAGAAGAUGAGAGAUAUCAGCUGCAACAAAAGAUUGCUGAACUAAAGAAACAAAAGUCACAACUCAUGCAUCAUGUUUUUAUGGUAUCAUGUGAAAACAAAACCUUAUGGAACAAAAUUGCCUGUAUAAAAGGUCCUGAAAAACUACCUACUGAACAAGCUAAACAUCCUUUAAUCCGAACGAACACAUACAUCCAUAGCACUCCAAAAACAAGUUCAAACUAUCAGGAAAAGUUUUCCGAGUCAAGUUUAGAAGAGAUUUCUCUAAAAGUAAUAAACAGUUAUAUUCAAGAGAAGUCACAGUUGGUAGAACAGUACGAGCAAAUGAGUGAGUUACAAGAUGCAGAUGACGAAAUGUUGAAUGUAGAUUCUAUAGGCUUCACUUACAUUGAAGAACCGGCAACGGAUUCUUUGAAAGAGAUCCGGAGCCAGACGGAGAAGCUGCAGCAGUUGAAGAAAGAAAUGGCUCAGCAGGAGAAAGACCUUAAAUUAGCUAUAUCAAGGGUAGAAAGUGUAUUGAAGUAUGGAUACAAAUGCCCAACAUGCAUUGCAAAUAGUACAAAAAUAACAACAUCUGAGAAUAAAGAAAUAGAGACCAGCGACAGUCUAGCCAACUGGGCCACGCCCGUUGACUCCAGCACUUAUAAUGACACUUUCAAUGAUUUAAACACUUCGGCAUUCAAGAAGAACCCAGAGCAAGACUCAAAAGACUCUUUGUCACCUACAACUGAUAGAAUUUGCCCUAUGUGUGGAGAAGCAUUCCAAAAAGAUGUUGCUUUUAAUGAAUUUCAAGCUCAUGUGGAAUCCCAUUUUACUGGGGAUAUAGAGCCAGAUUCUAUUAUUGAUGAUUUUGAUAAUAUUCCUAAUUCAUUUGAUAAUGUAAUAUAAUUUUUGGUUAAUUAAUUUUAGACACCUAUGAAGCCUUUGCCAAGCAAUGUAAUGUAAAUUGAAGUAAUGUAAUAUUUUAAGGUAAUUUUUAAAUGCAACAGUGGCAAGUUAAUAAUAAAUGUACCUGGAAAAUAAUGAUUUAGAUCAGGUGUCACCAAAUGGCGGACCGGGAUCUGGACUUAUUUAAUAAACUCAAGCAGAAACAGACCGCAACUAACAUUUUAUUUUAAGAACGUGGCCCCUGAUUUAGAUUGUGUUGUCAGUAAUAUUUCAAGUCUCGUAAGGUUUGUUUGUUGCUAGGACGCUUAUAAUAUCCUAGUUUCUGGUCGUGACUUCGUCUGCAUGGGAUGACGAUGAAUAAUUAAAACUAUCCUAUGACCUUCCGCGGGCCCCAAACAAUCACCAUAUGAAAUCUCAUCUAAAUUGCAAUUAAGCAAAGUGGUAACAAAGAGAUUACUUUCACAUUUAUAGGUAAUAUUAAUGACCCGCGCCGGCUUUGCACAGGUUACACAAAAACCUUAACAAACUAUACACCUAAAUCUUCCUCAAGUAUCACUCUAUUCAUAGGUGGAAACCGCAUAAAAAUCCGUUUAGUAGUUUUUGAGUUUAUCGCGAACAUACAUACAGACAGACGCGGCAGAGGUCUUUUAAGUUGUACAGGUGUAGUAUUGAUAUUUCUGAAAAUGCACUAUUGAUCAAGUACAAAUUUCUAAGUGAGUUCAUUAGAUGGCGUGUUAUAAUGCUGAAAAAGUUGAGCAGUCACAGUAAGAUUUCAAAAAAUUCAAGGGAUUAUUUAUUAUAAUCCUAAAUAAAAAUGUGUACUUUAUUUGCCCUUUAGUCUUCUCAGUACACAAUUAUUUACUUGCUUCUUGUGCUACUGAAUGAAAUUAAGUGUUUUAGUAUAAUUAUUUAUUUAAUAAAAUUCUACAAACUA